Triticum turgidum subsp. durum (durum wheat) is the source of this 1188-nucleotide messenger RNA. Lineage: Eukaryota; Viridiplantae; Streptophyta; Magnoliopsida; Poales; Poaceae. The record is from the annotation of a GenBank genome assembly.
AUGCCCUUUUUUCUGAAUGAUGCCGCUUCACAGGCAAGCCUUGCCGAUUCUUUCUUGGCCGAUCUCGACGAACUUUCGGACAAUGAGGCCUACCCCGAAGAAGACAAUGCCGAGGCGGCGGGCAUGGAUGAGGAUGGUGACGAUGAUAUGCCUGACCUUGAGUCUCUUAAUUAUGAUGAUCUUGACAGCGUCUCAAAACUGCAGAAGACACAGCGUUAUAGUGACAUUAUGCAAAAAGUUGAAGGAGCACUUGACAAAGACACAUAUUUGUCUAAUCAAGGGUUCAUCCUGGAGGAGGAUCCAGAGUACCAGCUUAUUGUAGAUUGCAAUGCCUUAUCAGUAGAUAUUGAGAAUGAGCUCAUUAUAAUACAUAAUUUCAUCCGUGACAAGUAUAGGCUGAAGUUUCCUGAACUGGAAUCCCUUGUUCAUCAUCCGAUUGAUUAUGCCCGUGUUGUUAAGAAGAUUGCAAAUGAGGUGGAUAUAACACUAGUAGAUCUGGAAGGGCUUUUACCUUCUGCAGUUAUAAUGGUUGUCUCUGUGACAGCAUCGACAACUAGUGGGAAGCCUCUUUCUCAGGAGAAUUUGGUAAAAACCAUUGAAGCAUGUGACAGAGCCCUUAAUCUUGAUGCUGCAAAAAAGAAGGUGCUUGAUUUUGUAGAGGGUAGAAUGGGUUACAUCGCACCAAACCUAUCUGCAAUCGUUGGCAGUGCUGUUGCUGCAAAAUUGAUGGGAAUUGCUGGUGGUUUGGGAGCACUUACAAAAAUGCCUGCUUGCAAUGUUCAGCUACUUGGAGCAAAGAAGAAAAAUCUUGCUGGGUUUUCUAGUGCCACAUCUCAGUUUCGUGUUGGCUAUCUUGAACAAGCCGAAGUAUUUCAGAGCACCCCUCCAGCCCUGAGGACCCGUGCUUGCAGGGUUAUAGCUGCAAAGGCAACUCUAGCAGCAAGAAUUGAUUCAACUAGAGGUGAUCCAACUGGAAAAGCUGGUCGCAACUUGUUAGAAGAAAUUCGCAAGAAGAUCGAGAAGUGGCAAGAACCACCUCCCGCAAAGCUUCCAAAACCACUUCCUGUUCCAGAUUCCGAACCUAAAAAGAAGAGAGGGGGUCGCCGCCUUCGAAAAAUGAAAGAAAGAUAUGCGGUGACUGAUAUGAUGAAGCUUGCAAACCGAAUGCAGUUUGGUAUACCAGAGUAG